Molecule: messenger RNA, 1608 nt
Organism: Suillus paluster
Lineage: Eukaryota; Fungi; Basidiomycota; Agaricomycetes; Boletales; Suillaceae
Product: glycoside hydrolase family 18 protein
Exons: 15
Coding region: 28-1305 (425 amino acids)
Biological process (GO): carbohydrate metabolic process
Cellular component (GO): extracellular region
Molecular function (GO): chitinase activity; carbohydrate binding
Source: RefSeq, a predicted model, not a curated record
CAGUAUGAUUCUGCCCCAACUUCAUCGAUGGCACUCAUGAAGCACGUUGUCCAUGUCAUGUUCUCGGCGGUGCUUUAUGGUAUGACAGCCUCUGCUGUCGUCGCCUUUGACAUCUCGUCAAACAAGAACUUGGCUGUAUAUUGGGGUCAGAAUUCCUACGGGGCGUCCCAUUACAAUGACAAAGCUCGCUGGCAGCAGCGGCUUGCACAUUACUGCAAGGAUAGUGUUGUUGAUAUUUUUCCCAUCGCAUUUCUCACCGAGUUCCAUGGGGAGGGUGACCUGCCCUCCAUAAACCUCGGCAAUACUUGUAACAGUGGUAACAGCGUGGAGUUUGCGGGAACGCAACUCCUCGAUUGUUCUUUCCUUGCAUCGGAUAUCGAAGAAUGUCAAACUGCUGGCAAGAUCGUUACUCUCUCGAUCGGUGGCGCCACUGGAAGCAUUGGGUUCCAGAACGAUGCUCAGGCUACUGAAUAUGCUCAGGUUAUCUGGGACAUUUUUCUAGGUGGAACGAGCUCCACCCGCCCCUUUGGAACUGCGGUACUUGAUGGCAUUGAUAUGGACAUCGAGGGUGGUUCCCAGACAGGAUAUGCAGCGUUCUUGAAUACACUUCGCAAGCUGAUGGACACUAGCAAGAAGAAAUUCUAUUUCACCGCAGCCCCUCAGUGUGUCUUCCCAGACGCGUAUUUGGGCGAUACGCUCAAUGCCGUAGGAUUCGAUGCUAUCUAUGUUCAAUUUUACAAUAACUGGUGCGGUCUGCAAAACUACAAUAACGCUGAUGCGUGGAACUUUGGCACUUGGGACCACUGGGCGAAGACCAUUUCUCCUAAUCGCGACGUGAAGAUAUACAUCGGCGCUCCGGCUUCACCGUCAGCGGGAUCGGGCUAUGUCGAUGCUUGGAGGCUGUCAACAAUAAUCCGAGAGACUAUGGCUCAAUAUUCCUCAUUUGGUGGCGUCAUGCUUUGGGACGUUUCACAGGCGUAUGCGAACAAUCGCUACGACAAGUCUGUUAAGAAUGCGUUGGUUCAAAACCGCUCUCCGACGACUAUUGUUAGUCCGAUAGCAACGAGCACAACCGUGACGAAGACCGUUACCACUACGUCUCCAACUUCCUCAUCUACCUCUUGCUCUGGGAUAAAAUCCUGGAAGAAGAGCACAAUUUACGUCAAAGGCGACAGAGCGACAUAUGAUGGACAUCUGUGGAUGGCGAAGUGGUGGACCACGGAUGACGUUCCGGGAGGUAAUGCGGAUGUUUGGGUAGAUGGAGGUUUUUGCGGGGAUGCAACGGCACCGCGUUGUACCCGAUAGAGUCUGAAUUAUAUGCGAUUCCACCUGUUAUGGACCCUUCGCGAAGAUUGGUGAACGUAUGGUGAUUAGCCCUUGCAGAGGCGUGGGGGAUCAUGUGCUGGAGGUGCAUGACGUCUACAAUAAGCUACGGCCCCGGUACGGGACAGCAAUUGAUGAGGACGCACUCGUUGAUGAGUCGUGAGUCGUGACUGGAUGGAGCUGGAUGGCUACGGUCUCGAGGUUAUAAUUAGAAUUGCAUCAUUGACCAUCCAAGCAAACUUUAUGCAGAUCAAUUUGCUUGGGAAGGUAAAUUGCCUGAUAUUG